Messenger RNA from Aspergillus homomorphus CBS 101889, 1531 nucleotides. Its product is annotated as nucleic acid/nucleotide deaminase domain-containing protein. The record is from RefSeq and is a predicted model, not a curated record. The transcript has 3 exons. The coding region runs from base 1 to 1416 and encodes 471 amino acids. NCBI's taxonomy places the organism in Eukaryota, Fungi, Ascomycota, Eurotiomycetes, Eurotiales, Aspergillaceae.
AUGCCAUCUUCAAAGCAUCUGUUCAUAGUCCAGAACAAUACCACCUACAAACAAUUGCCUAUUGACUCAGGCCGCGUCGGGCCCCCAAGACUGGACGCGUAUCAGAGACGUCUCGGUCGCUUCUACGAGCCUUUGUUUCUUUUGCGUGUACUAGGACAAACCCGUGGGCAGCACAUAGCUGGCUCACCGGAUGCUAGUUUGGAGCAAGCACGGCAACGAAGAUUCCUACGUAACCUCGCCUUUGUUUGCGACUUUACCAAAGGAGGUAUUUCUUGCACUGCCAUUGGGCUUGAAGACAGCGAAACAUGUUACAAUUUCUGGAUUUCGUCCAACACAUCUGUCGACAAAAUCGUCGAAUUCGCGAAGAAUGCUCUCAGCCAUCUGAAGCGAACUGCAACAGUCACUGGAGACAUUAUUGAACAAGAUAAGGCGAUUUUCACCAGGUUCUGCCUUGACUUUGCGAUUAGCCGAGUCAAAAAGGAGCGCCAGUGCUUGUUUCAAGCGAUCAAGCAGUGUUACCCCAUACCAGGCUCUGUGAAAACGAAACAAGAUCAGGUGAUAAAAGUUUGGCUUGAGCGUAUCCUCGAACAGGAUGAUUGUCUGGCACUUUGCAAAUAUGCAUAUGUCCACAGAAAGUCCAUAUUCACCAGGAUAAUCGGGCUGAAAGCUCAAGACGAAGAAAGAUUAAUGGGUCUUCAAGACAAACGGUCACCUUUUGCGUCAGUUAUCCAUUAUCUAGGGCGACUGGCACAUCACAUCCGGGCACCAUUGCAGCUGGUUGAGGAUGCCUACCAUUUGUCUCACAUCCUUGACUCACAUCAGGUGAUGGCUAUCACUUGUGUGCCUUCGGUGCCUCGGCCAGCGCCCGAUAAUCUCACCACGCUCGAUGGUAUCCUCAACAGGAUGUUGAAGAAGGAUGACCCGGAAAGGCUUCAGAUAAAGAAUUCUUUGCUUUCUAUGAAUUCUCAAUCUCAAUCUCGCACCUUUCAGGAUUUCAUGGAACAGUAUGACAAGAUGAAUCUGUCUUUCGUGGGGAAUGACCGUUACAUUGCUUGUAGCAAACCGGCUUGUCUGUGUUGUGAACUGUACUUCAGGUACCAUCCGGCUCGAAUGGUCAUUCCUGAAUCUCACCGCAAAGUCUGGGUUAACUGGGGCCCACAAUUAGUCAAGAAUCCGACGAAAGGGGAUCCAGAAUACGAUUUGCAGGUGAAGGUCCUCAAUGAGAUGACAAGUGAGAUUCGCCGCGCUGUUAUUGCUGAUGUCCUGGGUCAAUCGAUAUCAAGUCCCUGGCAUCCUGAUUCCCAAACAGCAAUUUCAGAUGACCGGCGGUCUCGCGGAGAUUUGGAGGGGCUUCGGGGAGAUACGUUCCGACAUUUGAUUGCUGAUGGCAGCUUGGAAAAUGAGGCAACUGAAUGAAGCACAGCGAAGGUUUUUGGGACAAACGAACUCAAGACAGAUUUGUCGGAUGAAGACUCUGAUGCAGAAUGUGGCGGAGUAUCUCUCAAGAUGUAAGGUGGUAUUUGAUUUGGGC